Sebastes umbrosus (honeycomb rockfish) is the source of this 3035-nucleotide messenger RNA. It is a transcript of the gene sowahab, whose product is annotated as sosondowah ankyrin repeat domain family member Ab. Bases 305 to 1840 code for a protein of 511 amino acids. The record is from RefSeq and is a predicted model, not a curated record. The transcript has a single exon. NCBI's taxonomy places the organism in Eukaryota, Metazoa, Chordata, Actinopteri, Perciformes, Sebastidae. Gene Ontology annotation, molecular function: protein binding.
UUAAAUGUAAGAUACCAUUUGUCUUUUAUGUUUGUUAUUCUAUGUUUGGGAAAAAAAGGAAUAAAAAGAAUUUCCCCCAAAAAAUCCUAGUAUUUCUAUAGUAUUUUUGAUCAGCUGUGGUUUUGCUCCACCAGCAGCCUUUAACUGGGAGAGCCAUAACAAAAGAAAAGGGGUGAGUUUCUUUGUGGAGUCGCCGGAAGCUGCAGGUUGGUGGAGGACAACAGAGGAGGGGAGACCGGACAGCGGACAGAUUAUCCCUCUGGCUUCAUCUAAAACUAUCUGUUUUUACACAUUUGGACAAAAAAUGUCUCUAACCCAGGAAUCCCUGCUGUCUUUCCUGCUGGAGCACGGAGGCAAAGUGAAGAACUCGGAGCUGCUGAACAGCUUCAGGACUCAGAUCAACAGCAGCGAUCCGCAGGAGAAGCAGCACAACAGAGACCUCUUCAAGAAGCUGGUGAACAGCGUCGCAGUGGUCAAACACAUCGACGGGGUAAAGUUUGUGGUGGUGAAGAAAAGGUACCAGGACUUUGUUGUUAAAGAGGCUGGGCAUGAUGACAGUUUCUCCAGCCAAAACGCCAGCUUUUCCUGCACAUCUCCUCCUCGAGUCGAGUCCAUUUAUUCUGACAUUGAGAACAAUAACAUGUGCACAAACUAUUAUGGUGAUGCAAAACAUGCGUCUGCAGGCCAGGAAAGGAGGCAGGUAUCCAGAAGCAUUAGUAGUGCGGAUGAAACUACUGUUAAAGUCCUGAAUAUCUGUGGAGAUCAGGCGAGCAGAGCCUGCAAAUCUGGAGCUGUGUUUGCUGUCAUAGCAGUGAAAUCCCCUCAGAGAGACUCUGCAGCAGCAGCAGCAGCACAGGAUGGAUCACACUCCCAGGUGCAAAAAACCUCAGACAAACCAGUCACCAAAGUUUCAACACCUGCUCUGAGUCCUAACUUUCCAGCUUGUAAGAAGGGUGCACAGGAUGGAUUGCACUCCCAGGUGCGUAAAACCUCAGACAAACCAGUCAACAAAGUUUCUACAUCAUCAUCAGUGCCAACUCUGACUACUAACUUUCCAGCUUGUAAGAAGGGUGCACAGGAUGGAUUACACUCCAAGGUGCGUAAAACCUCAGACAAACCAGUCACCAAAGUUUCUGCACCACUAGUGCCAGCUCUGCCUCCUAACUUUCCAGCUUGUAAGAAGGGUGCACUAAGUGACUCCCAGUGUUGGGCCCAAAACAGACAGCCAGAGGACAUGCAACCCCCAGGCUUUCCCCUGGGGAGGCCCCAAAACAAGAGAGAUGAUGCAAAGUACUCCGAUUCUGUGCCUUUGGAGCCAUUAGCUCAUGAGUGGUUGGUAAAGUGUGCUGCUGGACUGUGGGGACAGAUCCACGCUUUGCUGUUGCAGGACACACGGCUGGCACAGAAGAAAGACUUCAUGUCAGGCUUCACAGCGCUGCACUGGGCCGCCAAGGUCGGCAACAGCGAGAUGGUACACAAGCUCGUGGACGUCUCCAGGAAAAGAGGCACUUGUGUUAACGUCAACUGCAAAGCACACGGAGGAUACACGCCUUUACACAUCGCAGCCAUGCACGGCCACACUGAAGUGAUGGUGUUGCUUGUGCAAAGCUACGGAGCCAGUGUGAAUGAGAGGGAUAAUGAUGGCAAGAAGGCCUUCCACUACCUGGGCACAGGUGUGUCAGAGGAGGUCAGAGCACUUGUGGGAGGACUACAGCAGAGCAGGGAGAAGACAGAAGAUGGAGAGUACAGAGAGCACCCGAAAGGCUUCAACACUAUUAGUAAACUGUUCCAGCCUCACAUAGGGAAGAAACAAAAGACUAAGUUUGCUCAUGACUGGUGAGAAUGGAUCACAUUAUUAAAAGUGUGAUAGAUAAGACUGUCUUAGUUUGUAUAUUAUGUUAAUAUAAAACAAAGUAAACCAACAUUUAUCAUUUAGAUAACUUAAAGGUCUAUAACUGAAUUAUAGUCUCUCAGUACUUAUUGCUGCUCUCUUAUACAGUGUAUUACUGCUGGAUGUACUACUUAUGAAUGGUAUUUAUAAUUUAAUCACCUUUUUUUCUUUAGCUGAAUUCCACAUAUUAACAAUGUUAUUUUGAACCCAUUUGUAUUUAUUUUUUCUUACUAACAACACACACAAUCACAAAGUGAUAUUCACACAUAUUUUCAUUACCUAAUGUGUAAUAAAUCUGUAGAAGUUACGUCUUGAUUUGUGACUUAAUAGUAUGAGGAAAUAUGAAAACAGACCACACCUGGGAAACGGUUGCUAGCAACACAUUGUGUUGUUGAUGUAGGAUGUAGGACUUAUUGCUUUUGUGCACAGCAGAUCAUGUUUUUAUGAUAUUCUGAUCAUCAAAAUUAAAGUUUUCUAAAGCAGAGAAAACAUAGAAGUUGUUUUUUUUACAUUUUGAAAGAGCUUCAGUAAAAGUAAAGUGGACCUUUGUGGGGGCCAGAUAUGCAAAGCAGGCGAGCAGACUGGGUGCUGGAAUGUCUCCUUUAUAAUCUCUUUGUGAACUUGAGCUGUAAUGGAUGAGAAAGGCCUCCCUUUGUGGGACACCAUGGCUUCAUUCUGUGGACUGAUGAGGUAAUAAAACAAAACACAUGAUUUCUCAGAACCGUAAGAAGAAGAAGCCAAAGAUUAAAUUGUAGGGUGGGGUCUAAUUUAAACAGGAAAGACAUAACAUCUUCAAAAACAUUCAUGUUGUCAUUAAUGAAUGAAUGGCCUUUUCACAAAUCCGGCAUGCUGGAAAACAGUAAUCUGCCUUUUUUCUUGUACAGUGUGUCCUUAACUGACUCGGAGAAAAACAAUCCCUGAUGAUAUGAAAAGACAAUGAAGCCAUAAGAAAAACUGUGCCAGAACAAUGUCCUUUGUCUUGUUAUCUGGAAAAAGAAGCUGCUUGCCUAAUGAUCCCGACAAAGGACAGCUGCACUCACACCAACUAUCCAACAUAGCAGACUGCAUUGUGUUCAAUCCACCUACAAAAACUUUUCUUUGCUAGGCAACUGAAAUACAAUAAAAGGAAAUCUACCACAGAAAA